GAUCAAUGGGCAUUCCUGGAAGAAUGGGAGCUCCAGGGGAGCCAGGUCUAUCUAUCAUUGGCCCACGAGGACCUCCUGGUCAGCCGGGCACUAGAGGAUUUCCUGGCUUUCCGGGUCCCAUCGGCUUGGAUGGCAAACCUGGGCAAAAUGGUCAGAAAGGGGAUAUGGGCCCACCAGGUCCCAAAGGACUUCCUGGUGAACAAGGUCCAAAAGGGGAAAAGGGGGUGUGUGGUGAUUAUACACAUCGGAAACGGCGUAUUGUCCACCCAUGUGCUGGAGGACAGGCCACACAGGGUGAGCCUGGAGCACAGGGACCACCGGGCCCUCCUGGUCCUCCAGGGCCUCCUGGUAAUCCAGGACUGACUGGUGCUAAUGGGCCACCGGGAAAACCUGGAGAACCUGGAAAACCAGGAAAAGACCUGAGGAUGUUGACAGGAUUGAAGGGAGAACCAGGUGUACCAGGACAAAAGGGUGAUCAUGGUGAGACAGGAUUAACUGGACCUGAAGGCCCCAAGGGAUCCAAAGGGGAUCAAGGACAGAAGGGUGAAAAGGGGGAGCUGAGCUCAUCAGGAGUUGGCGUGAAAGGAGAACCAGGAGUGCCAGGACUGCCUGGAUCCAAGGGUCAAAAAGGUGAUCAAGGCAUUAAGGGUGAAACAGGACCUGAGGGCCAACCUGGACCAAGAGGUCCUCCAGGUGCAACAGGAGAACCAGGAAAAAUGUUAAUCAACAACAACGAGAAUGAUAUUCGUAAUGUGCACCUAAUGGGCCCACCUGGUCUACCUGGGCCUCCUGGGUUACCUGGUACCAAGGGUGAAGUUGGACUGCCUGGCCUUCCUGGUCUUGAUGGGGAAAAGGGUCCUCGGGGAAAAGCAGGAGAGCCUGGACCCAUUGGCCCACCUGGACCUGAAGGGCCACGAGGAGAGGGAGGAGUUAUGGGCUUCCCUGGACCUAAAGGGGAUAAAGGAGACAUGGGUCCCUCUGGGUCACCUGGUUUAGAUGGCCCUACUGGUGAAAAAGGGGCUGCAGGGCCUACUGGUCCUAUUGGAUUACCAGGAUCAAUGGGUCAGAAAGGUGAAGCUGGAGAAAAGGGGGAAAAUGGAGACCAGAUGUAUGGCCCACCAGGACCUCCAGGACCUGCAGGGCCAGUGGGGCCAAUGGGAUCUCCAGGAUUGUCAGGGCCAAAGGGGGAGCCAGGUCUGGGUGUGAGAGGAGAUAAAGGAUCACCUGGACAGAAAGGAGAUAAAGGAGACAGGGGUCAUCUUGGAUUACCAGGGGCUCAUGGUUUAGACGGCAAGCCUGGUCCAGUGGGUCUUAUAGGACCACCUGGUAUACCUGGACCAGCAGGACCAAAAGGAGAGCGGGGUGAGAAAGGAGAAAUGGGAGUAGCAGGACCAACAGGGCCUCAAGGUAUCCCUGGCUUAGUAGGACCACCAGGAUUAAAAGGAAACCGGGGGGAGAGGGGCAAGAGAGGCAACAGGGGGGCCAAAGGGGAUAAGGGAGACCAAGGAGCCCCAGGAUUAGAUGCCCCUUGUCCAUUGGGUGAUGAUGGUCUACCUGUACCAGGAUGUUGGAAUAAAUGACAUUAAUUCCGGAUUGUUGUGUUUGAUUGUACAUAGAAUAUUUAUUUUUGUACUGUUUGCUUUGUUAUAUGUUGGGGGGAAAAAAGUUAGAGAAAAUCCUAAAAAAAAAUACUGGCAGGACUUUUGUACAGAUUUAUUUUUAUUAUUGUUUAUUUUUUAUUACUGGCAAUCAUUUUUGAUGUAAUGGAUUUUAUACUGUACCUAUGCAUUAUGUAAAACGUUUUGAUUAAGGAGGAAAUAUACUGAGGCAGCAUAUGCAUGAUAUUUGUGCAUUAUGUUAACUGAUAUGUGCCUAUUAACUUAUUGUAUAAUGGUGUUUUGAUGAGCUGUAAGAGACCAUGCUGUGCUAAUCAGUGGAGUUGGAUUUUUGAAGUGGCCUUUCGUGUGGAAACCCCACAUUUCUGAGAUUUAAAUGGACACCAAAUGUUGUAUAGCACUGACCACCGCUGUAAUCUGUAAUGUUUACUAAAAGGGAUAAUUUAAAACAAUGUGCUUAGGACAUAUAACCAAACUUUUUGCAGUGUGAUUUUUCAAUAAGUCAGUUAGUAUCUUUCAGUACAUAUAUUAUUAGCAUGUAUGGUCAGUAAACGUUUUAAUCUUUUUGAGAGGGUGUUCUACAAAAAAAAAAGUCUAAAGUUGACAAAUUAACAGAGCAGCUUUUCGAGAUUAUUUCUCUCUAUGCAGGGUGCCUUAUAAUUAUUUUUGCUUUGACAGGCCAUACAUAUCAGUUACGGUUCAGUUCUUAUUUUAAGUAACUAUUUUUUUUCUUUGUAAGCCCAUGCCAUGUGUUAGAGUAGUACCAAAGCCAUGUUAUUCACCUGACUAAUACCUAUGAAGACUUUUUAGAAUUUUAACCAUAUGUAUAUUGCUGCUCAUUGACAAGCAAGCUGCUGCAUUUUGCUAUUAUGCUUCUCUGCCUUAUUGUACCUCAUCUGACAAGCUGAAAUCAGGAUGGAGGCAAAGCCAAACAAUAUACAACCUUUACACUUUAAUCAGCAUCCAGUCAUAUGAGGAGAGGCUCAAGCUAAUGUUUGUUCAUAUGUUUUGUUCCAUUGUCAUGUGUGUGUUAAAGGGGUGACUCAUUUGAUUUUUGUGUUUGAUUACUGCUGCUUACCAUGAAAAGCAUGUUUUAGAGAUUAACUAAAGCUUUAAUAACAAUCAGCUUCAGUAAACCAGUCAUCAGGCUGUAAUACCUCAGAUUGUGCUGCCAUGCUCCUAGCCAUAGGGGUGAAAGAAAUAUCGAGGAUAAUGUCUAAAAAAAAAAAAAAAAAAAAAAAAAAAAAGCUUUCUAGAUGAACAUCAAAUGCAAAUAAAUCAUAGUUAAACCUUUAUUGCUUUAAGCCAGUCUUAUUUUCUGAAAACAAAAGUCUUGCUCAGAGUUACUGAAUUCAUUUUUGCUGUCUAGCUUUGACUAAAUGUGCAUAUUGAUUUUACCAGCAAGUAGAAAAAUGGUGCCUUGUGUCCUAUAACGUGUGAUUGUGUUGUUCUAACUUGCACCUGGUGAGUGAAAAGUGUGAUUUCAUCCUUUUAAGCAUUGUAUACUUAGGCAAGAAUAAUAUCUGCAAACAUCUGAAACAUCAGCACUGUCUUUGACUUGUCUUUAUUUUAUUGAAAGGGUCAGAAUCCUUUCCAGCUGGCUAAGAAGUAACAACAAAUUGAGACCCACCUCUUUGCGGUGAGGUUUUAUUCUAAGCUAUAUGAAGAAACUUGAAGAGGAGAUCUUUGAGUUCAGACCUGCCGUGGCUGUUUCAUGGAUGUUCAUGAGCGUUAAAGCACACGUAGCUUUCCUGGGAGGCUCCACAGGGUGGCGUAGGUGAGCGCCCUUCUCUUUGAUAGGACUACAUGAGCAAUUUUCAUCUUGACAUUUUUUUGCUGAGGGCUUCGCUGGAGAAACAGCCAUAAAGAAAACAGUGUAUCAUUGCUCCAAAUUCUAUACACAUUUCUUUCUUUUUGUCAUGUUCACUAUGUGAAAAAUGAGCAUUUUUGUUGUUUCUUUUUCUUCUUUUUUUUCUUUGACACGAGUAACUGUGAUUUGAGAAUUCAGCGCAGCUCACUGAACAUGUCAUCUCGGUGGUCAUGUGUUUCCAGACUAACAAGCAAAAAAAAAAUCCUUUAAUGAUUCCUGAUUUUCUUCUUUCACUGCCUUUUGUCAGCCUGAGAGUGACAGGAAGUGUACAGAACCAUGCUGUAUGUGCCUUCACUUACAGCAGCUUCACUCACAGUCAGCUCAAUUCAUAUCACGUGUUUAAAAAUGUAUUUAUAUUUACAAGCUGCUUCAUAGUAAAGCAGACAGAGAUCCAGAUAUCACAACCCGGCAAGAAAGACUUGCAGCUGUUUAAGAUAUGUUUAUAAUUUGCUAUUCACAUUUAUAGAUGUUUUCGUGUAAUUGUCAUUUUGUUGCUGUUAGAAAGGUUUGGAGUUUGAUAUUCUUUCAUUGAAGAUGAUAGAUCAAACACCCACAGUUGUGUGAGAAAAAGCUUUUCUAAAUACAAAGUGUGCUUGUAUGCUAGGCAGCUAAACUUUAUUGAGUGAUUCUUGAACAAUAUCUGACCUGUCUAUGAAACACCUUUAUUUUUUAAAUCAAGAAACUGCUCUUUUGGCAAAAUGGUCACAUAAAGAUGGUCACUUUUUACUGAGUACUCCAUCAUAGGUGUUAUAUAGGGUUUUUUUUUUUUCUUUUUAAUGUACUUUAUUUAGGCCAAAGUCCCAUUUAGAGAAUCCCGUUUGUGUAUGAAACUGAAAGGCACAUGUAUGCCAUACACAUAGUAACACUAUUGCUCAGUACAUGAUAUCACACAAACGUUACCAAAAUGUUUUAUUUCUCACCAACAAUGUGACCUGGUUUCAUGUGUAGAAGCUUACAGUUGAUGAGAUGUUUUAUUAACGCUCCUGUUUAUGUGGAUAGCUUAAUGCACAGAAGCAUUCCUGAUGUCAUACUGUGUUGACUGCUGUUAUCAGCCUUCAUCCACAUUUAGAGCCUGUUAUCAACUAUACUUAUUUGUAUCUUCUACAUUUUCAUCUGCUAAAUGUUCUGUUAAUAUUGGUAUGUGCUGUUUGCAACACAAAAGCAAAAUAAUCCUUUUCUUUCUUUUUUUCAAAUAAAAUUUGUGACCUGUUAUUUAGGAUAAUUGGUUUCAGAAUAAAUUUGAAGAUAAAAUACACUGACUCCAAUCAACAUCAUUAAGACUUUUAGGGCUGAUUGAGUUGUGAAUGUCCAAAUGCUGUGGUUCAUGAGGCGUGAUGAUUAUCUUUGGCAAAGUAAGCAUGUAAGUAGAACUAUAACUUAAUAAUAGUAUAAAAUACUCAAACAGUAUUAGUUUCACAAAUACCUACUUGUGACCUAACUUGCUUCAGAAAUAUUCCUACCAAGAGUGAACAAAUUCAUUUUUCAUUAUCAUUUGUGAAUAUUUAAUGAAACCAUCUGUUUAACAUUUACUAUUUAACUACUUAUAGUUGAAGCCAUCCAACUCCACUGAAGCAUAUGAAGUGUUUUAUUUUAUGCCCAUAUCAUACUGAGGCAUUUUGACUGUUGAUUUUGCACAUUGAAAGCAGUGUGUUAUAAUUUACUUUGUCUCAGACAGCAUUUGCAAUGUUUGUACUAUGUCAUUUAUCUUUUAAACAUUUCCCUAAUGACAUGACUUGUACUGUGUCUCCGUGGUAUCCUGAACUUUGUACAGUGUACUCUUACUAUAAUAUGUACAAUAGAUUACUAAUUAGUAUAUUGUAGCUCUGAUGUAAACAUAUUAAAACUGGUAGUGUCUAGUCAAUUAUGUUUUCCUAGAUUUUUUUUUAUAUGUAUGCUAUGUAGGUAAAAAAAAAAGUAUUAUUAUUAUUAUUAUUUUUAAGUCAAUGCCAUGUUAAAAUACAGUAAAAUCAAAUCAGGUUAAUGUCUGUAUUAGUUUUAGGUGUACUUCAAACCUUUUAGUCUAUAUUUAUUAUUGCACCCAAGUUAGAAAAACCAGCAUUGAAAACAGGCAAAGAUUCAGUGUAGUCAAUGUAUUCAGCAUCAAUUCUUCAUGUAUUCAGCAAUGACAUUUACAAAAUCAUUGAAAAAGUGCCAGUGAUAUUCUUUAUAAAAUACGAUGUCUGAUGUUAUGUACAAAAGAGUGUGUAAGGUAACACUGUGUUUAUAUUGGCCGUUUCAUUCUGUGUUUUCUAUAUUUGUAUAUAGUAUAAAGGAUUGCUUUUGUAUAAAAAAAAAUCUGAUUUCCUAGCUGAUCUCAGCCUGCAUGACUGUAACUGUACGAGGAGUACAGUAGACUUUUUCUGUUACAACAGCUCUUAAGCUGCAGACUUGGUUGCCAGUAUUCUGAUUUCUGAUCUAUGGAUCUUACCUUUAGCCUUGCUGUGUUAGUACAGCAGACUUCUGUGACUGGUUGUGUUCUAUAGUCAGUUUAUGACACUACAGAUUCAUUUGUUUGGUUGGUUUUACAGAAUGCAUGCAGCAUGCACACUGGGAAGUAGUUUAUUGAAAUUCUCAUUGUUUUCUUGGUUAGCCCAGUUCAAAUAACUCCAAAAAUGGAUACAAGGGCAUUUCUACAUAGUGAUGCAAUUUUAAGGUUACAUGAUAACAAGAAUAUUCACUUGCAUGAUUAAUAUUGUUUUUAUGCAUUACAUUGUAUUCAGCUACAAUCUCAGUAGUCUAGCAAAUAUAGAGCAAUCUGUUUUCUUUCUGGUUUCUUUUUCCUUUAUUAUUUUUUCUUGAAACAAAUGAGAUGUAAUGAUUUAUUAUUGUUAUUACAACAGAUCCAUUGUAUGCCAUUUUAACACCUAAGACCUAAAUAUUUAUUUAUAUGAUUUUUUUAAACAUGUAACUAACCUGUUUUUCAGAGCAAUCAUUUACCAUCUGUAGCACAAUAAUGACAAUGUCACUCAAUAAAAGGUUGAG
Ictalurus furcatus (blue catfish) is the source of this 6468-nucleotide messenger RNA. It is a transcript of the gene col13a1, whose product is annotated as collagen, type XIII, alpha 1. The transcript is spliced from 35 exons. Bases 6 to 1580 code for a protein of 524 amino acids. The record is from RefSeq and is a predicted model, not a curated record. NCBI's taxonomy places the organism in Eukaryota, Metazoa, Chordata, Actinopteri, Siluriformes, Ictaluridae.